Molecule: messenger RNA, 327 nt
Organism: Sclerotinia sclerotiorum 1980 UF-70
Lineage: Eukaryota; Fungi; Ascomycota; Leotiomycetes; Helotiales; Sclerotiniaceae
Exons: 3
Coding region: 1-327 (108 amino acids)
Source: RefSeq, a predicted model, not a curated record
AUGUUUAGAAAGCAAGCAUCUUGCGUCGAGACAUUGGAUCCUGGACAUUUUGAACGCCUUAAAAAUUGUCGUACGAACCAUGUGAUAAAGUAUCACGUGCUUCAACCAUACACACGCUUGUCUGCUUGUAUAAAUCCUGAAAGUGACGCACAACAGAGGAGGAUAAGAAGAGUCUGGGCAUUAGAUCGACCCAAGAAGAUGCCUAGUGCUGACAUGACACCCUGUCUGUUCUUUCGUUUUCGCUUGUUAUACGCGAAUUCAGGUCUCGCUCCGUUGCUCACUCGUCCCGCAAAUCUCCCCCACUUAUCCGGGAAUAAUGCCUUAUAA